Panonychus citri (citrus red mite) is the source of this 3104-nucleotide messenger RNA. RefSeq names its product DENN domain-containing protein 1A-like. Gene Ontology annotation, biological process: endocytic recycling; endocytosis. Gene Ontology annotation, molecular function: phosphatidylinositol phosphate binding; guanyl-nucleotide exchange factor activity. Lineage: Eukaryota; Metazoa; Arthropoda; Arachnida; Trombidiformes; Tetranychidae. The record is from RefSeq and is a predicted model, not a curated record. Gene Ontology annotation, cellular component: cytosol; intracellular membrane-bounded organelle.
AUUUGCCUCAUUUUUUUUCUCUCUCUUUCUCUCUUUUCAACGUCAGUUUUUAUUUUCCUCUCCUUCUAUUUACACCCUUGAUCAACUGUUCACCAUUAAAACGGGAGAUUCUCAAAUAAUUAAGAAUGUAAUCCCUACAAUCUCAACUUUUCCAUCUUCAAAGAGCCUAUGUAAUCUUAGAGAAAAGGCUUAACCCUUUUGGUUGUUCUAUUUUUUAAAUUCUAUUCUCUUUCAUCAAUCAAUUUCUUUUUCUCUUUCUCUGUGUGUCUUUUUUGUUUCUAUUUUCUGGUUAUUCUGUUCUUUUCUAUUCUACCCUCUGAUUAAACAACCUUAACAAUUGUUCUCUUCUCUUCUUCCUUCUCUAAACCACCACCAUCAUCACCAACAACAACAAUCUCUCAGUGUGAUUAUAUUAUUUUGGCUUAAACUCUCUCAUAAUCCAACUUGUUGAUUUGGAUUAAAAACAGUGAAUUCCCAAUAUGGCUUGUAGAGUAAGGAGUUCACCUAAUCAUGUUUUCGAUGUUUUCAUGGAAAUAAGUAGACCCGGUAACUCGGCUGAUAGUAAACCCUACAUACUCCAACAAUAUCCUCAUAAUUUUAAAGAUGAAGAGAUCACCAAAUCAGUGCCUCAAUUUUGUUAUCCUUGUAGAAUUGACUCUCCAAAUGUUUUACAUUUCUCCUUUGUGCUCACCUCAAUUGACAGUAAAUGGAGCUUUGGAUUCAUCCGACAUCCUCCACAACCGGGUGAUACCUGCCUCCUACUACUCUCAUCUCUACCUUGGCAUGAUACAUUUUACAAGUUACUUAAUUACAUUGCAUCACUGAUUGCCAAAGAUGAUACAUCUCACCUGAAUCGUUUUUUGGAAGCUCUCUAUUUAACUCCAGUUCCUCAACCAGGAUUAUACCUUCAAGUAAUUUAUUCCGUUAACAAUAGAAAACACGAAUUCACUGCUCAAUGUCCUGAUCAUCAUAAAAUCCCCAGCAUUCCGGAAGAUCGAAAUUUAUCCGAAUAUUUUAAUGCCGUCGACAGUAACAAUAUGAUAACUAUAUUUGCCAGUAUGUUAAACGAGAGACGGAUUAUCAUUACCUCAAAGAAAUUAAGUCGCUUAUCCGCCUGUGUCCAAGCGGCCAACGAUUUAAUCUAUCCAAUGUACUGGCAACACAUAUUCAUUCCUGUUUUACCUUCUCAUUUAUUGGAUUACCUGAGUGCACCAAUGCCAUUCUUAAUUGGAGUACCCUCAUCAAUUUUAGUUACUUUUAAACACUCGGAAUUUGGUGAGAUUGUCAUUCUCGAUGCGGAUGAAAACAAAAUUACCACCCCUUUUGAUGAUGUCGGCAUGUUACCAAAUGAAAUAGUAUCGUUUCUUAAGAAAAGUAUGAAAAACAGUGGAUCUCUCAUUGGUGAUGGUGUCGCUCGAACUUUUCUCAAAGCUCUGGUCAUGUUAAUCGGUGGUUACCAGAAUGCUCUACGAUUCCCAAGCGGAUCAAAGAUAACCUUUGACAAGGAAACUUUUGUUCGAACACGACCUGAUCAUAUGCAACCCUUUCUACAGAAAAUGUUACAUUUACAGAUUUUCCAUCAGUUUAUUGAAGAUCGAAUAAGAAUGUUGACUAAUGCAGAAUCAAUUUCAGAUGAAUUCGAGUUUGAAGUGAACAUGUAUGAAGAAGAGCAAAGUUCUCAUCGUUUUCGAGCUCAAUACAAGGAAUGGCUUGGCCAGAUGAAGAAAGAAGGUGGAGCUUUAUUGAAAUCGGUUAAUCCAGCGGUAAAAAGUGCCUACAAACAAGUGAAAAGUCGUGGUAAACAAGUUAAAGAUAAAAGUAAAAAGGCUUAUAAUGGAUUCAAAUUAAAAUUACAAGAUAUUAAUCGACCUGGUGAACCGGGUUUACCUCGAUCAGCUCCAUCUACACCUCGAGAAUCUCCGACAUCAUCGACCUACUAUGGUCUAGCUGAUGAACCAUCCAAUGGUUCCGUCAGGAAAAGUGCCAGUGGCCUGAGUCUUGCCAAGCAAGGAAGACGUCAAAUUGUCUUGUCACCACCAGUUACUGGUUUUACCUCAAAGAAAACAUUUUACGGGGAUCUAAAUCUACGUGAUCCAUUUUCCAAGGAUAAAAAUUACUCCUUGGAACAAGCCCCUGAAGCCUCAUCUGAAGAUUCGGAAGUUGAUUCAGUUGAAUACGAAAAAUUACCAGGAAUCGAGGGUUUAACAUAUAAACCAAUCAGUCUUGAUUUAAUGGGAGAGUUACAAGAAGAUAAAGGAUUUGGAUUAAAAAAUUCAUCAGACUAUUCAUCAAGUGGAUUAAUAAAUAAUAACAAUAAUCAUAAUCAAUCCAAUUGGGUAGAUUUUCAAUCACAAGAAUCAAAUCCAAUUGUUAGUUCAUCUUCAUCCAAUUCACAAUCGCGUCGAGCAAGUUACAAUUUACCGUUGCCACCGCCCUCUAAAUCAAUCAAAUUUUCUCGUAAAUCAUCAGACACAAAAGAAAACCUUUUAAUUACUCUUGACUCACCCCCGAAAGAUAUUGGAGCCAUUUUUGAUCCAUUAUUACAAAAGAAACACUCGAACCUUACUGAAAGUUCUGGUCAUGUUAAUUGGUGGUUACCAGGAUGCUCUGAGAUUCAGCGGGACAAAAAUAACCUUUGACAAGGAAAAUUUUACUCGAACUCAGCCCUGAUCAUGAUGCGCAACCCUACAGAAAAUGUUACAUUCACUAAUUUUCCAUCAAUUAAUUGAAGAUCAGAUGAAAAUUCAGAACUAAUUCCAGAUGAAUUUGAGGUCGAGGUUGUCAAGUACGAAGAUCAAAUCUCUCAUCAUUUUCGAGCCCAAUACAAGGAGCGGCUGAGUGAAGGCAUAGGCUGGUCCCUUAUAAUUAAAUCGACUAAUCCAGCGGUGAAAAGUUCGUACAAAUUAAGUUGUUGAUUUAAAGUAAAAAAGCUCAUCAUGAAUUUCGUGUGAAAUCAUCAGAACCUCACACAUUAUAAAUAUAAAUUACAAUUAGAAAUGAUAAUCGAUAAAAAAAAAGUCAAUUCGGUUCAAUUAAAUUGUGAAAAAAUUGUAACAAUUAAAUAUUUUUUACUAAUUAAAAUGGUUAUCACAAUCAAAUUAAAA